CACUGCGGCGGCCCCGCUGGCGUCGCUUUAAAGGGGCCGCGCUCGCGGCAGCGCCGGCGGCGGCAACGGGCACGGAGCGGCCCCGAACCGGCCCCGAACCGGCCCCGAACCGGCCCCGAGCCCGGGCUGCCCCCGCGCCGCCCCCGCACGCUCCGGCACCGGGGCGGACCGGGCGCUCCCGGCAGGUUCCGACCCGCGCUGGCCCGGGAUGCUGCCGGCAUGAGGAGGUGCUGCCAAGCCCUGGGGCUGCCGUGCCUGUCUAAGCAGGGCUCGGCCAUGGCUGGAGCGCGCUCUCCGCGGUUCCUGCUGGUGUUUGACUUUGACGAGACCAUCGUGGACGAGAACAGCGACGAUUCUGUGCAGCGGGGCCGGGCGCUGCCGGCGGAGCUGCGGCAGAGCCCCCGCGGCGGCUCCUACAACGAGCACAUGCAGCGCGUCCUGGCCUUCCUGGGCGAGCAGGGCGUGCGCCCCGCCGACUUCAGGGCCGUCUACGAGAACAUCCCGCUGGCCCCCGGCGUGGCCGAGCUCUUCCAGUUCCUCUCCAAGCACCGCGAGCUCUUCGAGCUGGUGCUCAUCUCCGACGCCAACGUGUUCGGCGUGGAGGCCAAGCUGCGGGCGGCCGGCGUGCGCUCGCUCUUCCGCAAGGUCUUCAGCAACCCGGCCGGCGUCGACCGCCGCGGUUUCCUCACGCUGGGGCCCUACCACAGCCACAAGUGCCUCGAGUGCCCGGCCAACAUGUGCAAGAGGAAGAUCCUGAGCGAGUACCUGGCGGAGAGGGCGAGGGAGGACGUGGAGUUCCAGCGCGUUUUCUACGUGGGGGACGGCGCCAAUGAUUUCUGUCCCUCGGGGAUGCUGAGGGCGGCGGACGUGGCUUUCCCCAGGAAGGGUUACCCCAUGCACAGGCUGAUCCAGGAGAGCCGGGAGAAGCAGCCCGGGGCUUUCCAGGCGGCCGUGGUGCCGUGGGAGUCGGGCGUGGAGGUGGCGCGGUACCUGCAGGAGCUGCUCAGGAGGAAAUGCUGAGGGCAGGCGGCUCCCGGGAUCUCCCCCCGCCUUUCCCGGCUCCGUUCCCUGGGGAAUAAAGCACUUUCCGCGGGCUCCUGGCCCUGCCCGGCCGCGGCACGGCCGGACCCUGCGCCGGCGCUGGGGCUGCUGCGCUGCAGCUGUCGCGUCCUUUCCCUUCUGGCCUCGAAAGAGAAUUCCCGAAAAUCCAGAAGCCGCCUCCCCGUGGGGCGGGCACGUCCCUGCUCCUGCCGUCCCCAGCCCGGCCCUGGAUCCUCCCCCCUUCCUGAUCCCACCGGGAAUUCCGGCUGGGAAAUCCCUGGCCCUGGGCUCCCUCCCGCUUCCUGAAGGGGGAUCCCACUGGGGGAUCGUCCCGGGCUGCGGUGUCCCCGUGGUGUCCCCAGGGUGUCCCCAGGGUGUCCCCAUGGUUCCCGUGGUGUCCCCAGGGU
Messenger RNA from Poecile atricapillus (Black-capped chickadee), 1448 nucleotides. It is a transcript of the gene PHOSPHO1, whose product is annotated as phosphoethanolamine/phosphocholine phosphatase 1. NCBI's taxonomy places the organism in Eukaryota, Metazoa, Chordata, Aves, Passeriformes, Paridae. Gene Ontology annotation, biological process: bone mineralization involved in bone maturation. The transcript is spliced from 3 exons. The record is from RefSeq and is a predicted model, not a curated record. Gene Ontology annotation, molecular function: phosphatase activity. Bases 220 to 1020 code for a protein of 266 amino acids.